Verruconis gallopava is the source of this 261-nucleotide messenger RNA. RefSeq lists its product as uncharacterized. The transcript has 3 exons. Gene Ontology annotation, cellular component: mitochondrion. Lineage: Eukaryota; Fungi; Ascomycota; Dothideomycetes; Venturiales; Sympoventuriaceae. The record is from RefSeq and is a predicted model, not a curated record. Gene Ontology annotation, biological process: respiratory electron transport chain. Bases 1 to 261 code for a protein of 86 amino acids.
AUGUCGCCUCCAAAUCAAGAACUUCGGACACAGGUGAUCAAAAUAUACAAAGAGCUUCUGUACUUGAUCCGAGACUAUCCUCUCGGCUACCACUAUGCUCGUCCGAGACUGCAUAACGCAUUCAUGAGCCAGGCUGGCCUUAGAGAUGACGAGCAGAUCAAGAAGGCCAUUGAAAGAGCUGAAUUUGUAAAAAAAGAAAUUGAAGCAUUGUGUGUUCAGAAAUUAUGCUCGCCUUCAGCAACCUCAGGCUUACUCUUCUAG